CUACGAGAUUGAAUCGAAGCACGGAGAGACAAGCAAUACUUUCUACAGCUCUAUAAGUAUUGUUUAAAGAAAGCUACAUAUCCAGUGCAGCCUGACCAAGUGCGAUGUCACUAAGCAAACACGAUAAGCUCGCCAUACCCCUCGUGUUACCCAAUAACUGUACUUGGGACGAGAAGACCGGAAAAUACAGCAAGAAACUGAAUGUCGAACGUCGAACUCUAACCGUUGUUCCUGAAGCACUGGAACAACUAAAAGAAAUCAAGGGUCCCGUAUGCGUUGUUUCCAUUGCUGGCCCUUGCAGAAGCGGGAAAUCUUACAUCCUGAGCAAGGUGUUUGAUCAGGGACAGGUGUUUCCAUUGGGUCAUCUUCUUGAUCCAGAGACCAUGGGAAUAUGGCUAUGGGUGGUGCCAGAGAAAUUCAAAGACAGUACAGGAAGAGAGUUCACAGUAGUUCUGAUGGAUUCUGAAGGCAUCGAUGCAGUUUCCAGUGAAGAUUCUGAUGAUCACAGGAUAUUUACUUUGUCAGUUUUGUUGUCAUCUAUCAUGAUUUAUAACUCUGCUGUUGUACCAAAAAGAUCUGAUCUUGAAGGACUGGACUUUAUUGUUAAACUGUCUCAACGCAUUCAACUGUACACUAACCAACCAACCACCGAUGAGCAGCAAUUCUCUGAAGCUUUUCCGUACUUUAUCUGGCUUUUAAGAGAUGUGCAGCUGUCUCUCCCUGAAGGGUGCAAAACGAUGAACGAUUACUUCAUAAAAAGUGUUCUCAACUUAAAAGCUGAAGGUAACACCAUGAAAGCCAAGAAGACUGCCGAGAGUAUUUUGAAGUAUUUUCCUGGAUUUUAUGCCUGUUCUCUUCCUCCUCCUGCUUGUGACGAUGAGAUUUUAAAGGGUCUCGAUGACGAAUCCAAAGUAAACCCAAAAUUCCUAAAGAAAGUUGAUGAAUUCAAAGAUAUCCUUCACUCGAAGCUGUCGUCCAAGAAGUCUAUCAACAAAGGAGAGUUCGUCACUGGCGAAGCGCUAGCAGCUCUGACCAAACGGUUCGUAGAGGCACUCAACACACCUGGUGCUGUACCCAACGUACAAAACGCCUGGGACACAUUUGUACAAACCAAAUGCAGAGAGGUCUUAGCUGAUGCUGUGCAGGUAUAUGAACAGGAAAUGAUGUCACUCGUCGAGAAGAAAAUUCCUUGUGAAGCCGAUUUGUUACGAUCUGCGCAUGACAACGCCAUGGAAAAGUGCCUUGAAAUGUUCCGCAACGAGACCUUCUCGUUUUCGAUCAAAACCGUUGACAAGUACUUAAAGGAGUUGGAGGAUCGAACAGAGUCCAUCCUGUCAUCAUGGCUCGAGAGGAACAGCAGAGAAACCGAAACCUUUUGCACUCAGCUUAUCAAAGAACUCAAGCGAACCAUCCUUGACCCAGUCCUUGCCCGCCUUCAUAGUCAAGAAGGAUCUAAGAUGCAGCGUAGUGACAUUGUUGAUGCUUACCAUGAAGUCGAGCAAAAGUAUUCCAGCAACGCUCGUGGUGCUAAGGACGUCAAGACAUCGGUGUUUAUGAAUUUUCAUCCGGAACUUAAAAAGGAAAAGAAGCAAAGCAUUGAACUCUUGCAACAGUUGAAGUACUACGAGGAGUCCCUGGCUAAGGCCGAAAAAGCCGCCAAAGCGGCGGAGGAAAAUACACAGAAGAUUAAGAAGGAAAAAGCCCGUAUUUAUGAAAAAGAGAAGAGGAACGCAGAAAUAGAGGUGGAGUUCUUGCGACACAUUCAAAGAAUGCGAGAAAUUGAGUUUGCAGCGAGGGUUUUUGUAAAUGUUGUGGAAUUCUUAUAUGAGACUAUGCAGAAUCCUCGGGGGCCGCCUUACUGGCACCGAUGAUGAACCGAUGAGGCGUAAGCGUGACAACUCCUGCAUGGUCAACUAUCAUGUAAUUUUGUAAAAACAUAAACAGUAACUUUAAGUGUAUUUUAGUAGACACUAUAAUGAUUUAAUGUUCAUCUGAUAUUCUCCAUCGGAGACUACUCUUUCUUUGGGCUUCCUGUGUCAUUAGAAGAUGGCACAGGUAUCCCGAAACAAGGACACUAUGCAUACUGUUAA
Messenger RNA from Exaiptasia diaphana, 2090 nucleotides. RefSeq names its product guanylate-binding protein 6. Gene Ontology annotation, molecular function: GTPase activity; GTP binding. NCBI's taxonomy places the organism in Eukaryota, Metazoa, Cnidaria, Anthozoa, Actiniaria, Aiptasiidae. The coding region runs from base 105 to 1871 and encodes 588 amino acids. The record is from RefSeq and is a predicted model, not a curated record. The transcript has 11 exons.